GCGUUGCUCUCCCCCAAAUUAACAAUUUGUGAAUCGUCAUCCCCAACUUCACGCCUAACCACCACCGACCGCCAAGAUGACGAAGGGUACCUCCAGCUUUGGUAAGCGUCACAACAAGACGCACACUCUCUGCCGACGAUGCGGCCGUCGUUCUCUGCACGUCCAGAAGCAUGAGUGUGCCUCUUGCGGAUACCCCGCCGCCAAGAUGCGAAAGUACAACUGGAGCGAGAAGGCCAAGCGGAGAAGGACUGUCGGCACUGGCCGCACCCGCUACCUCAAGGACGUUUCCCGACGAUUCAAGAACGGCUUCCAGACUGGCGCCCCCAAGAACGCCAGGGUUGGCAAGAAGACCGCUGAGCAGGAAUCUUAAGUGACAAUGGGUGUUUCGAGCUCUCUUUCUGCUGCUGCUGGUUUUUUUUUCUUCGUCGCUACACCGGAUUAUGCACAAAAGGGUAGAAGAGGAAGAGAGAGAAACGAGAAAAAAUAGAAGAACCAAAAAAAAUAAUCCGUCCACGAGGUUAAUGAAUCCUGGCGAAUCCUUUGCAUCUUCUCCUCUUCUCUUAUUUUUUACGAUACGUGGAAACCAAGUGAUGAGCGACGUUCCUGCCGGAUCAUUCUUUUUUUCAUCUUCUUUUUUUUGUUGUUGCUGCAUGGAUUCGAGUUGGGGUGGCGGUGGAUGUAAAUUUGGGCGAUUGAUCAAGGAAGGGGCUGGAGCAUGGGACAAAUGGUGUUUAUAAAACGGACCCCAAUUGCUUUUAUUUUCGCGCCGGUGGUUCCGUAAGGAUUCGGGCGUCGAAAGUCUGAAAUGGCAUCUUGAUUCUUCAUGUG
Molecule: messenger RNA, 828 nt
Organism: Trichoderma virens Gv29-8
Lineage: Eukaryota; Fungi; Ascomycota; Sordariomycetes; Hypocreales; Hypocreaceae
Exons: 4
Coding region: 441-737 (98 amino acids)
Source: RefSeq, a predicted model, not a curated record